AUGGAGCCGAUCUCCGCCGCCGAUAAGUCGGCGCCGACAUCGGCCGACUUUCCCCUUCGGGUGCAAAUGGGUCGCGGUCUCAGCUUCACCUUAGAGUGGAACGACUACGCCGUCCUUCGCGACCAAAAGAAAGAGUUCACCGAGAGAUGCUUUGGACUCGCCAUCAGGUUCGCUUGGUUUGACAUUGGGCGGGACGACCUGCGGUUGUGGGUGCUCGGGAUCGGCCCGCUUCGAUCGGCCAUGAAAGCCGCCGACCAUUCUUGCUUUGCUAUCCCGCUGAAAUCGACCGGCGGCCCGCUUCCAGGGUCACACUGCAGCGUCAUAGCCAUCCUCUACCCAGGAGAUGUGCUGAAGGCUGAGGGACAGGUCUGCAGGACAUCGAUCCGGCACAUCGACCCGCACACCGGAAAGGGGAAGCACCGCGACGAGGCCGUCCGCGUCCUGAAGCUAUUCCGCACGGCUGCCCUGGCCGAGCUGGGGCGUCCCGGUAGGAAGUGGGACGGGGCGCCUCCAUCACAAGCAGUGGUGGAGGAAAGGCUUGCAGACUGCGACGACCCUAUCCGCGACAAAGUGCCGGGCACAGUGUCGGACGGGCAUGUCGGCACCGGCAUGCUUGCCGCGACGUCGUUCGGGUGGGUGGCCAAGCAGAUCGGCCUGCUGACGGGCGACAAGGCUCGGAGCGCUGUGAGCAUCGAGAACAUCAAGGUCGCGGGUUUGAGGUCGCUCCGUGAUAGCAUGGUCGAUUACAUCUGCCAUCGUGUCGCCGAAAACCGGAUAGCGGCGCCGACUUCAGGCGCCGACGGACCCGCCGAGGGUGCGAUUGAUGACGACGGCGCGGAAAGUCAGACGGCGCCCCAAGCAGCAGCUGCCGCCCAGCUCCAGGAGGACUUGCCGGUGUCCGCGGAAGGAGGAACCGGUGGAGGACUAGGCGACGAUGCGGCAGGCGCAGGCAGGAAGGAAGAGGAGUUGACGGACUCUGGCUCAGAGUCGGAGUCGGAGGGGGAGGAGGAGGACGAAGGGGAGAAGGAGAAUGAGGACGAGGAGGAUGACGAGGGCAAGGACGAGAACGAUGAGGUGGUGGAGGUGGUGGCUGGGAAGGACGAGGCGGCGCACGAGGAAGGGGUGGAGGAGGAGGUGGAGUACGAGCUGGAGUACGCAGACGGCACGGUUGAGGCGGUGGGGUCGGCGGACGAGAAGAACGAGGAAGCGGAGGAUGGCGAUGCGGGUAAUGCUACGGGGUCGGCAGGUGAGGGGAAGGAAAAGGAUGAGGUCGGCGUGGAGGCAACGACGGAAACGGGCCAGGAGGAGGCGGCAUGCGAAGGUGCGAAGGUGUCGGUCGACGCCGGCGAAGGUGCGAACAUCGCGGGCGUGCAGGAGACGGGGGACGCAUCUGGUCGGCAGGGCCCUGCAACGGACGACGUCGAGGAGCUGCGACGGGAGAACUUGCUGUUGAGGGCGGAGAACGCUCGGCUGCAGGGUUUGCUCGAUGCGGAACGGGCUCGGCUGGACGCGUUUUUUGUUGGGCUACGUGGACUCGUCGACCACCUGAAGGAGUUGGCCGAGCAGGUCGACGACACCGAGAAGUAUGCGGCGGAACAGCUGCGAAACGCGGCGGAGGCCAUGUCGCAGACCAUCACGGGCAACAUCACCGGCAGCUUCGACGAGGCGUGGAAGACGAUGAAGACCUUCGCGGAACAGGCGUCGGCGUGGCUGGAGGACUUCGACAACCCGGAGGGAAAUGUGGCGUAUCAACGCGCCUUAGCGGUCACCACCUUGGCCGACCACGUCGACAAGGUGGUGGGCGAUGCGCAGGAGGAUUUGCGGGAGCACAUCACGAGCCAGUUGUCCGCCGCAGCUGUCAACAUCGCCACAGCUGUGACCGGCAGGCUCCCCGUGCAGCCGCCGCCACCGCCUCAGCCCACGCCGCCCGCCCUCCCGGAAGAGCUCUUGAAGUCGUUCAAGGCCGACAUCAUGAAGACGGUGACGGAGGCCACCGAGCAGUCGUUCGUUGCGUCCGGGAUGAAGAUGUUGACCGAGAUGAUCGGCACGGUGGCGCCUGGUCGACGUGGUUCGUCGCCUUCGGCCAAUGACGCCGACGCCGCGCAACAGAGGGCGGCCGACAAGCAAGGCCUGAAGAGGUCGGGCGACGGUGACGACAAGGAGAGCUCGAAGCGGAGCAAGGGAUCGGACGGGAGCCGCGUCACGAAGCCUCCUGCGCGGAGCGUGGUCGACAUGCUGAAGGCGAAGGGGUGGAAGGUGAGGGGAGGGUCGACCAGCAAGGGAAGCGGAAGCGGGGGGGCGGACGGGAGACCUGCCGACGGGAUCGCGGCUAACGUCGAUGCACCGCCUGGCCCGCCUUUGGACGCCGAGCAGACCCAUCCUCAGGCGAGCGGUGGGAAGGACGCGGCCCCCACUGCCCAGGCGGCGAAAGUCGGAGGCUUCGGAACCACCCAGGGGCCGUCUGACGCGGUGCCGGCCAAGGGCAAGGCGAUGUCUGCGUCUGCUACGGUCGCCGGAACCGGCACGGCGAAGGCUGCCUCUGCUUCAGUCCCCGGAACCGGCAAGUCGAAGGCUGCUUCUGCUACGGUCGCCGGAAGCACCAAGUCGAAGGCUGCUUCUGGUACGGUCGCCGGAACCACCAAGUCGACACCAUGUAACCCGCCUGCGGCAACCACCGGGCCCGCCGGCCAGACAGGUGCGGGGAAGCAUGGGGAGGCCCGUGCGGCCCCUCCAGCUCCAGCAGCCCCUACUGCCGCCAAGGUCGACGCGAAGGCUGCUUCGGCACAGGGGCCACCCGGGAGUAACGCGCUUAGGGUGUUGCUCCACCGCAUGGAGUCCCACCGCCCGGGCGCGCAGCAGCAUCAUGUGGUCGACGCCGGCCUCGCAGAAAUAUCACGUCGCUCCGUCACUCCGCACGUUGCCGGCAAACCGUCCGAUGCCCAAUCUGCCGCGCGGCCGGUCGCCGCCCCACCGCCUGCGGACCCCAAGUCCGCGUUUCUUCGCGCCCAUAUAGGCGCACGCAAAGCGGCAGCUCCACCAGUCACUCAGCCGGAACCCGGCACAAGCGCGACGCCGACGGCUGUAAAUGCGACCGCAUCCUCCCCAGGAGCAGCUGUGGUCGAUCUGGCGGCGGAGAGGGGAGUCAGUGCAGCGCUAGCCACCGGCGGCCGCGCCGACAGGCAUGCCGCCCUCGAAUCCGUCCUGGCCCAGUUUGAGGCAGCAAAACGGCCCGAGCAUGCCCCGGCACUGGCCAUCGUGGACACGGCGCAUGCGGAGCCGUCGGCGACCAACACAGGGGGUUCGGCGGAGCCGACGGCCGCAACGGGUGUUGUCGCCGAGGAAAAUGCGGGACGGAAGGGUAAGGACGACACCGGGAAAGGGAAGGCGGUGUCGGCGGGGAAGGAGAUGGCGGAAGACAAAGGGAAGAAGCCGGCACGGAAGACGGGCGGCAAGGGUAAGUCGGCAAAGAAGAAGGAGGAGGAGGAGAAGGAGGAGGAGGAGGAGGAGGAGGUGGGGGAGGGGAAGAGCAUGGACGCCGGGAAUCGGUACAUCGGCAAGUCCCGCGACAAGAUGGAGCUGGCCUACGAGCACGCGAUUGCGUACUCCGUCUACGACGGCUACGUGAGCAAGGUGCUCAUGAAGGAGCUCACCGCCUUGAAGCCGGGAGAGUUGGAUGAAUGGAAGGCGGUGUGGGAGGAGGUCAAAAUCCUGCCGACCGGGAUGUGGACGGUGAUGUGGGCCAGAGGCUUGUGCCAUCCGAGAGCAAGGUUCGACGACAUACUCGGCAGGUUCCGUGGGUACGCAGGUUCGGGUGAUGCGCUUCAUGGCGUGCUCUGGCCGGCGAUGUGGUUCCCCAUCAUCGAGGACACGGAGGAAGGCAGGGCGGAGACAAAUGCAAACAUGUCGGCGAUGGUGAAUCGCGUGUCGAUGUGCGCGGCGUAUGGAAAGGUCGCGGCGAGAGUCGCGUAUGGGAAGGUCGACGGGAGCGCGGAGGCGACCGCGGGAGAGACGACGGAUAUGGAAGGCGCGGACAGGAAGGCGGACGAGAAGGUGCAGAUGGGGGCCCAGGCGUUAGCGGCCUCUGCAUGCGCCCUCUGGUGCUACAUGUCGACGCCGGCGUCGGUGCUCGGUGCUGUGGGCGAAGGUAAGGCGGCCGCGAUUCUGGCAGGUGCGGGGAAGGAGAGGGGCGAGCACUUCGCGAUGGUCAUGCACGUGGUUAUCGAACACGCACGCACUCGGCAGGCUCCCGCGGGGGAGGUUGCACAUAACGUCGCGCCAGAGCUGCAGCGCUAUGGAGUGGCCAGGGCCUUCGAGGCGGGCAUUGAGGAAGACGAGGCCGACAUGAUCGCAAGAGCGACGGUCGAGACCUUGGCGUUCUGGGGAAUGUGCCCCCUCGACGGGCCCAAGCUCAAAGCGGAGGGCAUCGAUGUGCCGUGUGACGCGAAGAUGGAGUACGACUUGGAUCACAGGGGGAGGAAGGGGGAGAAGGUCAAGCAGGCCAAGGGCAGCAAGAGGAAGAGGUAG
Molecule: messenger RNA, 4524 nt
Organism: Closterium sp. Yama58-4
Lineage: Eukaryota; Viridiplantae; Streptophyta; Zygnematophyceae; Desmidiales; Closteriaceae
Source: the annotation of a GenBank genome assembly